AUGAUUUUAUCAACAUCGUGGAUCCCCGAUGCAAUUUUAUUCCUUCUAACGCUAUUCGCGCUCUUGUACUUUUACGCUACAAGAAAAUUCAACUACUGGAAAAACCGCAAUGUCGUCUACCAAAAACCCAUCCCGUUCUUCGGCAACUUCAAAGACGUCAUCACCCUGCAAAAAACCAUCGGCAACUGGCUAAGGGACGGCUACGAAGCGAUGAAACCCCACCCGUACUUCGGCACCUUCGUCUUCGACGAGCCCUACCUGGUGAUCAAGGACCCCCUUCUGGUCAAGCACGUCCUCGUCAAGGACUUCCAAGUUUUCUCCGACAGAACCACGGCCACGGGCGAACACAACGAGGUCUUCCGCCAUUUCCUCUUCUUCAUGCGCAACCCCCAGUGGACCGAGUGGAGGCGGCUGCUCAGCCCCAUCUUCACCUCGGGCAAGCUGAAGACCGCCUUCCCGGUCAUCGCUCGAGUAGGCGAACGCUUCCAGGAGUACCUCGCCAGCCACCAGGGGGAGCUGGACGCCAAGGAAGUCGCCGCCAAAUACUCCACCGACGUCAUCGCCAAGGCCUUCUUCGGCAUCGAGGCGCAUUGCUUCGACGACGACAACGCCAUCUUCAGGGUGGCCAGCCGGAGGAUCUUCGAUUUCAAUUUGAGGAACGGCAUCGUCACCACCGUGUACUUUUCCUUGCAGAAUUUGGUGAAGAUUUUUAAGAUUGAUUUCACGGAACGAUGGGUCACCGACUAUUUCACCAAGUGUUUUAUGCACGCUUUCGACGUGAGGGAGAAGCAGGGGUUGAGGGUUAACGAUUUUAUCGAUUUUCUUAUCGAUCUUAAGAGGAAAGAUACCAGCGGGGAUUUCGACAUAUUGAAAUUAAAAGGUGCCGGUAUGCAAUUCUUUUUGGCCGGAUUCGAAACCACCAGUUCCACCAUUUCCUUCACAUUGCACGAGCUGUGCUUGAACAGAACCAUCCAGGAUAAGGUUAGAUCGGAGAUAUUAUCGAAUCUGGAGGAACACAACGGGCUCACCUACGAGGGCGUAUUGAACAUGAAGUACCUGGAUAUGUGCAUCAAAGAAACACUUCGUAAAUAUCCAGUGUUGCCGUUCUUAGAUAGGAAAUGUUCGGAAGAUUACAAACUGCCUGGAACCGAUUUGACGAUCGAAAAAGGAACUAACAUAUACAUACCGAUGUUUGGAUUGCAAUACGACGAACAAUAUUUCCCUGAACCGGAAAAAUUUGACCCGGAUCGAUUCCUGGAUUCUAAAAAAUGCAACGCGAACGGAUUGGUGUACUUUCCAUUCGGAGAAGGACCGCGAAUUUGCAUAGGAGAAAGAAUAGGACUGUUGUCUGUAAAGCUUGGUCUGAUAUCGGUUUUAACGAAAUUCGAGGUUGAAAGGUGCCGAAAUACUCCGGAUCCGGUGGAUUUCGCCCCGAAAAGUCUGGUGCUCCAGUCGAAGGUGGGACUUCCGAUGACGUUCAAACGAUUGACAUCUUAAUCCGAACAAACUGCGAUUUCAAUUAGUUAUAGACAUUUAUUCAUUAUUUUUCAAUUAAUUUACAAGGGCGUAUGUUGAUAAUACUAUUUUGUAAAGAAGAAUAAUAGUUUUAUUUUUGGAGAUAUAUUCAUUAUAAUCGUAUCGAAUAAUUGAAGGUUUCCGAAUUCGCAGCUGUUCCUUCGAAACAAAAUAUAUUUAUAAUAUGUCGUCAACAAUCUAGCGGAAUUAUCGCGAUAAAAUCCAAUUCCUAGGCAGGUGCUCAGAAAUAUCGGAAACCUUCGUUGCUCGAUACCAAUUCACCUGAUACGAGUUUCCUUGAAGUGGUCCUCAAUUGACGAGACGAUUAUUCGAAAAGAAACGAUGCCACAUAACGAACAGUUUCGAUAGAAGACACAGAGGAGUUACAAUUUCUUUGUCAAGUUUCAUUUUAAAUAUUAUUAU
Phyllotreta striolata is the source of this 1938-nucleotide messenger RNA. Lineage: Eukaryota; Metazoa; Arthropoda; Insecta; Coleoptera; Chrysomelidae. The record is from the annotation of a GenBank genome assembly.